Molecule: messenger RNA, 1386 nt
Organism: Athene cunicularia (burrowing owl)
Lineage: Eukaryota; Metazoa; Chordata; Aves; Strigiformes; Strigidae
Gene: LIAS
Product: lipoic acid synthetase
Exons: 11
Coding region: 16-1107 (363 amino acids)
Biological process (GO): lipoate biosynthetic process
Cellular component (GO): mitochondrion
Molecular function (GO): 4 iron, 4 sulfur cluster binding; lipoate synthase activity
Source: RefSeq, a predicted model, not a curated record
GGCCGCCCGGCUGGGAUGUGGGGCCUCACAGCGGUGUCUGGGAGCCACCUGUGUAACCAGUACAGAACAGCAGGUUCUUUGCCAGAGGAAAAAAAAGAGUUUCUGCAAAAUGGACCAGCCUUACAAGACUUUGUGUCUGGAGAUUUAUCAGACAAGAGCACGUGGGCAGAGUAUAAAGGCAAUUUAAAGCGUCAGAAAGGAGAAAGGCUGCAACUUCCUCCAUGGCUGAAAACAAAGAUUCCCAUGGGAAAGAACUACAAUAAACUAAAGAAUACCUUGAGAAGUUUAAAUCUUCAUACGGUAUGUGAAGAAGCACGUUGUCCCAACAUUGGAGAAUGCUGGGGAGGUGGUGAAUAUGCUACAGCUACAGCUACUAUUAUGCUGAUGGGUGACACAUGCACUAGAGGUUGCAGAUUUUGUUCAGUAAAGACAGCAAAAAAUCCACCUCCACUGGAUCCCAAGGAGCCUUACAACACAGCAAAGGCUAUAGCUGAGUGGGGCUUGGAUUAUGUUGUAUUGACAUCUGUGGACAGAGACGAUAUGCCUGACGGUGGAGCAGAACACUUUGCAAAGACAGUCUCGCAUCUGAAAGAAAGGAAUUCAAAAAUCCUGGUAGAAUGCCUAACUCCCGAUUUUCGAGGGGACCUUAAAGCUGUGGAGAGAGUAGCGUUGUCAGGACUGGAUGUUUUCAUGCGUUUUUCCCCUUGUGCUGGAAAUACGAAAAGGAAGGUCCGUGAUCCACGAGCCAACUUUGAACAAUCCAUACGUGUGCUGAAGCACGCUAAAGAGGUCCAGCCAGGCGUCAUUUCUAAAACCUCCAUUAUGCUGGGGCUAGGCGAGACAGAUGAACAAGUAUAUUCUACAAUGAAACUAUUGCGGGAAGCAGAUGUAGAUUGCUUGACCCUGGGACAGUACAUGCAACCAACAAAACGUCACCUAAAGGUUGAGGAGUACAUAACUCCUGAAAAAUUUAAGUACUGGGAAAAAGUAGGAAGUGACCUUGGAUUCCAUUACACCGCUAGCGGGCCCUUAGUACGCUCCUCCUACAAAGCAGGUGAAUUCUUCUUGAAGAACUUAGUAGAAAAAAGAAAGACAAAAGCCAUCUGAAGAUGAAAGUGAACCUAUUUAAAGCAGCCAGCUUUAAGGAUCCUUUUUUCAACACGUAAUUAUACUUGGUUGCAGAAAGCCAGAUGGUGGAUGUAUGAAUAAACUUACUAUCUUUCCAGAACACUUUUCUCUCACCAAAACACUUCACAUUAUUUUACCCCAUCCCUCCUGGCAAGGCUACAACUACAUAGUACUUCUGCUGUUCAGCAAAAAGUCAGAAGAUAGAACUGAUUUUGAAAGAGUGAUAGAACUGAGGUGGAAGAAAUGUAAGCUAAAAAA